CUGGAUCACAUUGAACCUGCAUGAGUGUCGCGCAGGUGUUUUGGCCGGACGGUACGCGCUGUGCUAGAGUGGCUAGAGUUUGUUAAAAAAAAAACCCUCACCAUGUCCGAAAACAAAAGACUAGCAGGGCAUAUGAAGCAUUGCCUUUGUGGUAUUUGCGUUGAACGAAGAUGGCAAAAGGCGAAUAUUUCGCGCUCAUAUGUUCCGGAACAGAAGCUCUGUGCAACCGACGACGGAUCAAAAGUCAACGACGACGAUCAACGGAUUCCUGAGACGAAACUACAGGAAAACAAUGUGAACCAAAUCCUUCCACAGACGACCGAUCAAUCUGAGGGCUCCCAAAGCCAGGACUGUGACCAUUCGGACGCCGAAACGUUGGGCUGGGAAGUAGUAGAUGUUCAUCAAAACGAGUACGAUCCCCCCAAGGAAGAAUUUUGCAUUCUGCCAGACUUGGAGGAAAUCUGCCACAAUCUGGAGACUGAAAAGUUGCAAUAACGAAUCAUUGUGACGUCGAUCACAUAGUACCCAUAUGAGAGAAAGACUGAAUUUGUUAACCGUCCCUUACCCAUGGUAGCUUCAGAGCUCCAUUCAAUUUCGACGAACUUAAGAUAAACCGUACCAGAUGAAACCUAUGCAAUAGUUACUACAAUAUGAUUCUUUACUCAUCAGAUUAAUACAAAAGUCAACUAACUGUUUCAAUAGUGAAACUAUCGAUAAACAACCAAUUAACUAAUGAAAAAUAAUCUAUUUUUUUAACUGAUUUCGAAAAAAGUAGACUAUUUGCAACAUUAUUUGUUCAAGCACUCAUGAGAAAGAGAGGGUUGGUUAAAUUACUUUGCCAGUAGGUAGUUACAGUCAGAAUAAAUACUGGAGAAUGGUUCUCUAAACGUAACAUCCUAAA
Aedes aegypti (yellow fever mosquito) is the source of this 901-nucleotide messenger RNA. RefSeq lists its product as uncharacterized. The record is from RefSeq and is a predicted model, not a curated record. The coding region runs from base 103 to 495 and encodes 130 amino acids. The transcript is spliced from 2 exons. NCBI's taxonomy places the organism in Eukaryota, Metazoa, Arthropoda, Insecta, Diptera, Culicidae.